AUGGGAUUUAUUAGUCGUUAUGGAAAUGAUAAUAAUAUGACUAGUCCAAUGGAUCGUCUUUAUGGUGGAAUUAGUGAACAAAUAAAUAUUUCAUCAAAUGAAUUAAGACAAAUGUCAGUAAAAAGAAUUAGAGAAAAUUCAGAUUAUUAUGUUACAAUGUUAUCGGCUGUUUAUAUGCUUGCAGAAUAUGAAAAUAAAGGUUUACUUUAUAUUGGUAGAUCAAAUAAUAAGAAUAAGAAAAAUGAAGAAAUUAUCGAAGAACAUCACAAUAAAGCUCUUUCAAAAUCUGAUAACAAAAAACUAAUCUGUGCUAUAGAAAAAUUUAUUGAUUCAUUCGAUGUCGAUCAGAUUGAUGUAGCGAAACAAGUAGUAACUUCACAUAGAUAUAAUAUUGAUGGUAAAUUCAAUAUACGACCUCCUUUUGGUACUGAAAAUCGAAAUAAAUUCUUAGAUAGUUUAGAUAAUAAAGAAUUAGAGAUUGUAGCUCCUGACAGAGGCGUGAAAUUGGGACGUGGAAAUCCACGUGGUAUAUUAAGACUUGAUUGUCAAGGUAUGGUUGGUGAUAGACCAUCAAUGAAUCUUCAAAUUCAAUAUAGACGUGAUAACGGAGGCAGAAGUGGAUCGUAUAAGAAUGCUAUUCUUCCAGGUAAUCAUUAUCUUGGUCUUCGUAUUAUUAUAAAUAAUACAUUAAAUUGUUAUUUACCAGCAAAUCAAUAUAUUAAUUUUAGAUCGUCUGUUUUCUCUAUAUAA
This is a messenger RNA of Adineta steineri, 750 nucleotides long. The record is from the annotation of a GenBank genome assembly. Lineage: Eukaryota; Metazoa; Rotifera; Eurotatoria; Adinetida; Adinetidae.